UUCAUCUUGCAAUGGUUAUUGUCAUGGCCGUGUUAACUACUAUUGUCCAAUGCUAGUACAAAUUAUUCAAGAGAAAUAGGCAAUUUAUCGUGAAAAAAUAAGUUUUCUACUUUGGUUAUAUUUAUCGUUAAUUAUUAAUUUUGAUAUUUUUUUAAAAUCAUUUCUAGGGGAAAAUGGCUUCCUGGCAAUCAGAAAUUACAUCGGUUUCUAAUUCACUAAAACAUAUUUUGGAGUUUCGCGAUUUCUCAGACGUGACAUUUAGUUUUGGAGAAUUUUCUAAUGAGAAAAAAGUCAAAGCCCAUAAAUUAAUUCUCGCUAUGAGAAGUGACGUCUUUCAAGCCAUGUUUUAUGGAACUAUGCGAGAAGAAAGAAGUGAUGUACUUGUGACAGAUAUAGACGAACACAUCUUUCAGAUCAUGCUAAAGUAUAUAUAUACAGACCAGUUUGAAGCAAAAUUGCCAGAAGAUAUUAUUUCUACAUUUUAUGCUGCUCACAAAUAUCACAUUCCUUCUUUAAUGAAUUUGUGUAGAACUCAAAUUGUACCAAAGCUUACAGGAAAUAAUGUUAGCAAAAUUUUUCAAGUGGCUCGGUUACUCGAAGAUGAGAUUUUAAUUACUAAGUGUGAAAACAUAAUUCCUCAAAAUUCGAAAACUGUUUUGGAAUCCGAAUCAUUCGCUAACCUUUCGGGUGAUGUCGUAGAAUAUUUAAUUCGGCAGAAGAAGUUAAAUACUGCAAGUGAAUCAGAUAUAUUUAGAGCAGUAUUGGUAUGGGCCAAGCGUAGAAUAGAAGGAAACAAGAAAUAUAUCGAGGAAAAAUCCGAAACAAAUGAAAAGGAAAAAGAUAUAAGCGAGAAUAUCAAAGAAAAAAAUAUGCGUAAGGAAAUCAGAUCUGUAAUGAAUUUCCUUCUUCCUUACAUCAAUUUUCUCUCAAUGAAUUUGGAAGAAUUUAUUAAAUUACCCGAUUUGACAGUAGUAUUUUCGAAAAAAGAAAUAGUACAAAUGGCAUUAAAUAUUGCUAAAAUUAGAAAUGUUCCACUACCUGAUUGGUUUGGAACAGGACCUCCCUCUCAGAAGUGAAGUCUGAGUCAAAUGGCUGCUAAAUUCCUUCGAAAGGAUGGUAAAAUUAUUUUUUUUUUAACGGAGCAUGUUAAAACAAUUAUAAUUAUUAUUACUGUGGUUUUUAAUUAAUAAUAAUUAUAACUACAAGAAAAUGAAUACGUUCUGGGUUAUGUUGAUUCUGAUAAAUUAUCUGACUGAUAACA
This is a messenger RNA of Centruroides sculpturatus (bark scorpion), 1261 nucleotides long. Its product is annotated as BTB/POZ domain-containing protein 6-B-like. Gene Ontology annotation, cellular component: cytosol; P-body. The record is from RefSeq and is a predicted model, not a curated record. Gene Ontology annotation, molecular function: protein binding. Gene Ontology annotation, biological process: neurogenesis. Lineage: Eukaryota; Metazoa; Arthropoda; Arachnida; Scorpiones; Buthidae. The coding region runs from base 174 to 1076 and encodes 300 amino acids. The transcript has 3 exons.